UAAUAGUCACUCACAACACAGCAAAACUGAGAACAGUACACUUUGAAGACCCUUGGCUAUGGCGGCAUCUUCCACCAACGAACAUCCUCCAACUGAAACCCUAACCUCCCUUACUCACUCUGUCUCAACGGACGUACAUGAUUCAAUCAAGGACCACCACCAACCUCAAGCCCAACCGUCUGACGCUGCAUUAACCGAUGAGAUCCCUCCCGGCGAGAAGCGCAAGAGGGAGGAGGACCAGGAGCAGGACCCUGGUCCUAACCCUUUGGCCAGUCCCCUCUGGAAGACCAGCCUCUGCUCCUUCUUCCGCCGCCAGUCGGGCUCUUGCAGCCACGGCAGUACGUGCCGCUACGCUCACGGCGAGGAGGAGCUGCGCCAGCGUCCGGACAGUACGUGGGACCCCACCUCGGAGCAUGCGAAGAAGGUACAGAAGAAAUCUGAGGACGAAGAGAAACCCGUGGCCUCGAUUUCGAAUGAGGUAAUGAUGACGGAGACUGUGGGCGGCGAUGGGGAUGAGGAUGGCGAUGGCGUUGGUGAUGGAUUGGACCCUGGGCUUAGCAAAUGCUUAGUUCAUUUACCCAGAAAUUGGAGGACCGAGACUCUUAAGAGCUUUCUUGGUGAGCAGGGAAUUCCUUUUAAAUCUUCAAAGAAGAAGAAAGGCAUGACUGUAGGUUUUGUGAGUUUCGAAAGUGUGGAACAGUUAAAAACUGCUAUGGAGCAAUUGGAAGGGAAGUCCAUUGGGAACAAAAGUAUAAAGGUUGCAGAUGUCAUUCCUCGAUCAUUUGAGAAGAAUAUUAAACCAACAACUGCUUUCCCGCAAAACGGCCAGGAAACUGGCAAACCUGCAAUAUCUGGCGAUGAUGGGGAUAUCUCUGUUACCUUAAAUGGGGUUCAGAGUGUUGAUGGUAAUGAAGACAAUUCAACACCUAACGGUUUGGUGUCUACCGGAAGAAGUGUUAGAGAUGUAGUGACUCCCCUUGCCCAUAUGACCUACAGUGAUCAGUUGGAGCUAAAAAAGAUGUCUAAUAUGCAGAUUCUCAAAAAACUUACUAGAAAUGCACGUAAAGCUUGUCCUAAUGGUGUUUCACUUCCAGAAUGGAUUCUCAAGUCUAGGGAAAUAGGUGGUCUUCCAUGCAAUUUAGAAGGUAUACUACCAUCUCCACUUGUAAAUGGAUACCGUAACAAGUGCGAGUUUUCUGUUGGAUAUUCUCUUCAGGGAAAAAUAACAGUGGGCUUUAUGCUUGGAAAUUUCAGGGAGGGUGUGACGGCAGUUGAAGAACCUAUAAACUGCCCUAAUGUUUCUACAAUCGCUUGCAAAUAUGCUUCAAUCUUUCAGGAGUUUCUUCAGCAUUCAGACUUACCUGUUUGGAACCGAUUUAAGAAUACUGGCUUUUGGCGUCAAUUAACGGUUCGAGAAGGAAGGAGACCAGAAACAACUGCUGAUUCUGAAAACCCGGAGGCCAACAUUGCCGAGGUCUUACUUAUGGUUCAGGUUUCCACCAUGAGCUUUGAUGAUACAUUGGUAGCUAGUCAAUUUGAGAAACUUGCUCGAGCAUUUUCCGCAGGAGCUGCAGCAAAUUCUCCUUCUUUGCCUCUUACAGCUUUAGUUGUUCAGGAUCAUCAAGGAAUAUCAAAUGUUGCACCAGCUGAUGCACCACUACGGCAACUCCCAUUGGUUAAAGAGCCAGAUGUUCCUGAAAUGGAAGCAGACAAAAAUCUUGUAGAGCCAAGAAUUCAUGAUUAUAUAAGCAAUCUUAAAUUCUGUAUCUCACCUACAGCUUUCUUUCAGGUUAAUUCCCUUGCUGCUGAAAAGCUUUACUCGCUUGCUGGGGAUUGGGCAGGUUUGGGUCCUGAUACUUUGCUAUUUGAUAUCUGCUGUGGAACUGGAACAAUUGGGCUGACCUUAGCACAUCGUGUGGGUAUGGUUGUGGGUGUUGAAAUGAAUGCUUCUGCAGUUUCUGAUGCUCACAGAAAUGCUGAAAUCAAUGGCAUAAAAAAUUGUAGAUUUGUUUGUGCGAAGGCAGAAGAUGUUAUGGGGUCAUUGUUGAAGGAGUACAUGAGUGCCACUCAGCUACAAGAUGAGUUUCAAAUAUCUGAAGGGGAUGUUGAAGUAAGUUCAAUAACUGAAGAAAAAGAUAUCUUGGUGGACAAUGCAGAGGAUCCUGAAAGGAGCUCAUGUCACUCAUCAGACAACAUACAAGAGCCUGGAGAGAGCUCUAGCCAAGAGCUGCAGAAUGUUAUUAUUGCAUCUGAAUGUUUAGAUAGAGGCCCUCAGGAACCAGAUAGCCAACUUCAAAGCAAUUGCCCUUCUGAAAAUGGGAAUCCUCUGGUGCAGCGUUUCAAAAAUGUUGUCGCCAUUGUUGAUCCUCCUCGUGGUGGGCUUCAUCCCACUGUGAUCAAAGUUAUAAGAACCAAUCCACUUUUACGAAGACUUGUUUACAUUUCCUGCAACCCUGAGAGCUUAGUGGCUAAUGCUAUUGAGCUCUGCACACCAUCUGCUGAGAAAAUCGAGAAAGGAAAUAAGAACAACAGAGGAUGGAGAAACAUGAGUGCUGCUGGUCUAGCCCGACACAGGGCCAAGUCGAUGCCCAAUUCCGAGCCCUUCCGACCUGUAAAAUCCAUGGCUGUUGAUCUUUUCCCGCACACUGUUCACUGCGAAAUGGUGAUGCUACUAGAGAGAUAGUCCUAUCGUUCCAAUAGGUUUUGCUAACAAUUGCCUGUUUACUAAGCUUUUGUCACGAACUGCUUCAGUUUAUUCAUAGGUUCAUCUGCCAAUUUUGUAUUGAUUGUUGUAUUUAUUUAUGCUUUACCAGAGUACCACUCAUACAGGCCUUUAAAAUGUUUUAUAUAUAAAUUCGUAUGGACUGUUGUCA
This is a messenger RNA of Humulus lupulus (European hop), 2873 nucleotides long. RefSeq names its product zinc finger CCCH domain-containing protein 24. The transcript has 14 exons. Gene Ontology annotation, molecular function: metal ion binding; RNA binding; RNA methyltransferase activity. The record is from RefSeq and is a predicted model, not a curated record. NCBI's taxonomy places the organism in Eukaryota, Viridiplantae, Streptophyta, Magnoliopsida, Rosales, Cannabaceae. Bases 59 to 2683 code for a protein of 874 amino acids. Gene Ontology annotation, biological process: RNA processing.